Molecule: messenger RNA, 3384 nt
Organism: Emys orbicularis (European pond turtle)
Lineage: Eukaryota; Metazoa; Chordata; Testudines; Emydidae
Gene: ULK2
Product: unc-51 like autophagy activating kinase 2
Exons: 28
Coding region: 1-3228 (1075 amino acids)
Biological process (GO): peptidyl-serine phosphorylation; response to starvation; reticulophagy
Cellular component (GO): autophagosome; cytosol; phagophore assembly site membrane
Molecular function (GO): protein serine/threonine kinase activity; ATP binding
Source: RefSeq, a predicted model, not a curated record
AUGGAGGUGGUGGGGGACUUUGAGUACAGCAAGAAGGACCUGAUCGGGCACGGAGCCUUCGCCGUGGUCUUCAAAGGCCGCCACCGCAAGAAAACUGAUUGGGAAGUAGCCAUAAAAAGCAUUAACAAAAAGAAUUUGUCAAAGUCACAAAUCCUGCUUGGGAAAGAAAUAAAAAUCUUAAAGGAACUUCAGCAUGAGAAUAUUGUGGCACUCUAUGAUGUCCAGGAAAUGUCCAACUCUGUCUUCUUGGUAAUGGAGUAUUGCAAUGGUGGAGACUUGGCAGAUUACUUACAAGCUAAAGGAACACUUAGUGAAGACACCAUCCGAGUUUUCCUCCAGCAGAUUGCAGCUGCUAUGCGUAUCCUACAUAGUAAGGGAAUAAUUCAUAGGGAUCUUAAACCACAGAACAUCUUGUUGUCUUACGCAAGUCGUAGGAAGUCAAGCGUCAGUGGCAUACGAAUCAAAAUAGCUGAUUUUGGUUUUGCUCGUUACCUGCAUAGUAACAUGAUGGCUGCCACUUUGUGUGGGUCCCCUAUGUAUAUGGCUCCUGAGGUUAUUAUGUCGCAACACUACGAUGCCAAGGCAGACCUGUGGAGUAUAGGAACUGUGAUUUAUCAGUGUCUUGUUGGGAAGCCACCUUUUCAGGCCAAUAGUCCUCAAGACUUGAGAAUGUUUUAUGAAAAAAACAGGAAUCUGAUUCCUAGUAUUCCUAGGGAAACAUCAGCAUAUCUGGCUGACCUGCUGUUGGGUUUACUUCAGAGAAACCAAAAAGAUAGAAUGGACUUUGAAGCGUUCUUCAACCACCCUUUCCUUGAUCAGGUUUCAACAGUCAAAAAGUCUUGCCCUGUGCCAGUGCCCACAUAUGCAGGCUCAAUAUCUGGCAGCUCCUGUGGUAGUUCUCCUUGUCGUUUUGCUUCUCCUCCUUCCUUGCCAGACAUGCAGCAUAUUCAAGAAGACAACUUGUCUUCCCCACCAUUGGGUCCUCCUAACUAUCUUCAGGUAUCCAAAGAUUCUGCCAGCACCAGUAGCAAGAACUCUUCUUGUGACACAGAUGAUUUUGUUCUGGUUCCACACAACAUCUCUUCAGAUCACUCAUAUGAUAUGCCAUUGGGAGCAGCUGGCAGACGGGCUUCAAGCGACUUCAUGAUGUGUGGAGGGCAGUCACCAUUAACCAUUUCUGGAAGCUCAGGAACUUUACAGAAACCAUCCUCAAGCUCCACCCGAAGUAGUUCUUCUGGUUCAGCUAACAGACAAUGUCAGCCUUCAGUGUCCCCACGCAGCGAAACGGCACCUAUUCCGGUUCCCACUCAGUUGCGGAAUUAUCAGCGUAUAGAGCAGAAUCUCACAUCUACUGCCAGCCCUGUGUCAAACCCCCAUGGAUCACCGAGAUCUGCAGUGGUGAGGCGGUCUAAUACCAGCCCCAUGGGCUUUCUGAAGAUGGGCUCCUGUUCACCAGUACCAGCAGACACUGCGCAAGGUGUUGGACGCAGGCUGUCCACAGGGUCUUCGAGACCGUAUUCUCCUUCGCCCUUAGUUGGAACCAUACCUGAGCAGCUUGGGCACUGUUGCUGUGGUCAACCUCAAGGGCAUGAAUCAAGGAGUAGAAACGCCUCAGGUUCUCCAAUACCACAGUCUCAGUCACCACAGUCCCUCUUGAUGGGAGCCAGGCUGCAGAGUACCCCGACUCUAACAGAUAUCUACCAGAACAAACAGAAGCUUCGAAAGCAACAUUCAGACCCUGUAUGCCCAUCAUAUGCAGGGUAUGGGUAUAGCUACUCUCCACAGCCAAGUAGGCCAGUCAGCCUGGGAACAUCACCUACAAAACAUAUGGGAUCAUCACCUAGGAGCUCAGACUGGCUGUUUAAAACUCCAUUACCAACAAUUAUUGGCUCUCCCACUAAGGCAACUGCUCCUUUCAAGAUACCUAAGACUCAAGCAUCCUCAAACUUGCUGGCCUUGGUUAGUCGUCAGGGUUCGGCGGAUGUCCCAUUGCAGUCUAAAGACAUGACUGACCCAAGGGACUUCACGCACUUCCACUCGACACAAGGAAGUGAAAAACAGGCAGUAGAACAGCACAGCAAGGCUCCGUUUGGCAGAUCUGUCAGUACUGGGAAGUUGUCAGAUCAGCAAGCAAAGACUAUCCUUGGUGGCCAGUUAUAUCAGGGCAGCACAGACAGCCUCAAUGCUGAGCGACCAAUGGAUACAGCUCCAGCAGGGGCCUGUGGAAUUGCAAUGGCACCUCCUUCCAUGGGAACUGGAGCAAGUUCUAGGGCAGUAAUGUUUACUGUGGGUUCCCCUCCAAACAGUGCUACCCCUCCUACUUGCACCCACAUGGUCCUCAGAACUAGAACAACUUCAGUUGGAUCAAACAGUUCUGGAGGGUCUCUCUGCUCUACUAGUGGCCGUGUAUAUAUGGGCUCCCCUCCCGGUAUUUAUAUGGGUUCUUCUCCUCCUGGAGCAGAGGCAGCUCCAAGUCUGAAGUACAUGUCUUAUGGUACUUCACCUCCCAGCUUAGAGGGUUUUAUCACUUUUGAAGCUCCUGAACUGCCCGAGGAAACAUUAAUGGAGAGAGAACAUACAGAUACACUGCGUCAUCUGAACAUGAUGCUGAUAUUUAUAGAAUGUGUACUGGACCUGACAGCAGUACGGGGAGGAAACCCAGAACUGUGCACCUCUGCAGUGUCAUUGUAUCAGAUUCAGGAGAGUGUGGUUGUUGAUCAGAUAAGCCAGCUAAGCAAAGAAUGGGGACAAGUAGAGCAGCUGGUGUUGUAUAUGAAAGCAGCACAGCUACUAGCAUCUUCUCUGCAUCUGGCCAAAGCACAGAUCAAAUCGGGAAAACUGAACCCAUCCACUGCUGUUAAACAAGUUGUCAAAACUCUGAAUGAACGAUAUAAAUUCUGCAUCACCAUGUGUAAGAAGCUGACAGAAAAGCUGAAUCGUUUUUUCUCUGACAAGCAAAGAUUUGUAGAUGAAAUCAACAGUGUAACCGCAGAGAAACUCAUCUACAACUGUGCUGUGGAAAUGGUUCAGUCAGCAGCACUAGAUGAGAUGUUUCAGCAGACAGAAGACAUUACAUAUCGAUACCACAAAGCAGCCAUGCUGCUGGAAGGACUGACUAAGAUACUGCAGGACCCUGCAGAUAUAGAAAACGUUCACAAAUAUAAAUCUAGUAUUGAGCGACGGCUCUCUGCACUUUGCUAUAGCACAGUGGCUGUAUAUGAACAGUAGCAGUACCCCAAGGACCAGGCGGUGUGAACAGAAGGGACCACUCAGUGACGUACUUUUUUUUGCUACAGCUUAAUUGUUGUCAUUGUCCCACUGCCCUGUGGAAGACAGUUUUUAAAGUUCUGUGGUGACUACCAAAGAAACAGCAGUAAAUUCAAA